AUAAUAUAUGAGGUUAAUAAUUGAUAGUAAUAACAGAAGUUACUCACAUAAAAUAAUUUAUAUAUACUAUAUAAUAUACUACACUAAAUUUUACAAUGAAGAAAACUGGAAAAUUACUUUUGGCCGAGAAUUUGGUUGACUGCAAUUAUAGUGUAGUAAGUCCAGUUAUAAAAAACAAAUCUUUUAUACCACUAUCAGAUUCUAUAAAAAUUAUCUUACAAGAUAGAGAUAUAAAUCAACAACAAGAAAAAUGUACAAAUCAACAACAAGAAAGAGGUAUAAAUCAACAACAAGGAAAAAAAAUUUAAUUUCUCAUCACGAAGAAGAAUUCGUAUGGAAGGAUAGUAAAUUUAUAUGGAAUAAACAAGCUACUUUCGCGCUUUUAUCUGCAUACGAAGCUCAUGACAUUGAAGCUGAUAAUACCAAAAAAAAACAAAAAGUUUUGGCAAUCAAUAGCACAGGAUCUAAAUGACCUAUGUUUAUCUGAAGUUCCAUUAACAAAUGAUCAAGUUAGAUGGAAAUUUAGUGCAUUAAAAAAAUCGUAUAACAAAAAAAAAGAUCAUAAUCGCACAAGUGGAAAUGCCCCAAAGAUUUUUGAUGCUUACGAAAAAAGAUUACAAGAAAUUUUAGGUAAUAAAAGCAAUAAUAAUGAAAGCAAUGAAAAUGUUUUUAAUUCAUCAAUAUCAGUAAAUACUCAGAAUAUAACAACUAGCAUAGAAUAUGUAAAAGAAUCAAGUAAUAUCCAAGAAGAUACAGAACUUACUGCAGAAUAUACUAGAACAGAAAUGAGAAUGGUACAACAGAAAAGAGGACAUGGAACAGGAUCAAAAACAUGUCGAACAAAAUUAGAAUUAGAAAAGCAGUGGUUGGAACAUCUUCAGUUUAUUCAGAAAAGAUAUGAAGAUAGAAGAGAUUAUGAAGAAAAUGAAAAUAAGAGAAAAGUAGAAGAACUUGAAUUAAAAAAAGAAAAGUUAACUUUUAAAAAGAAAAAGAUGUUGUUUGAGGAAUUCAAAUUAACCAAAAAGACUGAACGACAUAGAGAAAAAAUGUCUAUUCAAUGAGAAAAAUGUGAUUUGCUAAAAAGU
Molecule: messenger RNA, 1085 nt
Organism: Formica exsecta
Lineage: Eukaryota; Metazoa; Arthropoda; Insecta; Hymenoptera; Formicidae
Exons: 4
Coding region: 402-1061 (219 amino acids)
Source: RefSeq, a predicted model, not a curated record